AUGGUUGGAGUACGAAAAGCACCACUUGGCUUGCACGAGGGCAAUUUUGCAGGCUCCUUAGGAGAAGACGCAGAGCCGGCUCGAGCGCCAGAAGUGAGCCGAGCCGAGCUGAGCUGGGCUGAUCCAUCGCAGGUUGGACUGUCACUGAGUAUCAGCCCGCAGAAGGACAGCCCACACCCUUUCUGUAACUUGCGAAAAGUGAACGGAGCUGCAAACAUGGGGAUCAGGGGUCUGAUCAGAGCCACAAACUACCAGCUGCUGGGCAUCAGUUUCAUCGUUAUGUUCCUUGGAGUUGCAGUUGCUGCAGUGACCUUGUGGACCUGCUUCAAUGAUAAGUUUUAUGUUAUCCGCAAUGUCACAAUGGAAACCAACAACUAUGCUAAAAUGCAUGAUCUGGCUGUGCAUAGUGGCCUGGCCAUCAGUGCCUUUCUCGUUCUCCUGGGAAUCAUCUGUCUGAUUGGAAUCGUGAGGGAAUCUGAAUUCUUGCUCAGUGUGGUGCUGAUCUGUUUUGCUCUGCUGUUCUGUGGAGUGGUACAGUUAGCAUAUUGGAGGUCUGCCUAUAAACAGGUGGUGGAGGAUGCAGCAAAGGAUGUGUAUGACUUUCUAUAUGCUGAUUACAUGAGAAACAUCUCCCAUCCUUCAAAACAGGAUUUAAUAAACAUUCACUCAGCUUUUUCUUGCUGUGGGAAGAACUCCACAUUCAGCUACUACAGGAAGGUUGAGAAUGAAACAUGCUUUCCAGAUCAUGGACCUCAAAAGGAUUGUCUUCAGUCAAUAGAGAAUCAGAUCGCCGACAAUAUGGCUAUCAUUGGAGUGCUGACCACUUUGCUGGGAAUUGUUACGGUCUAUGGAAUGAUCCUGACCGCCUUCUUCUGUUUUGCUGUUUGCUUGAUCCAGAUCUGGAACAAGAAAGGAAAGUACACACUAGACAAGAAUCAUUGAACACUGGGCUCGAAUAAGAAACCAGGAGCCUGUGAACAAAGCUUUCUUGAUAAUUGUAAUAACUGUGAAAGAUACUAUCUCUCAGGUGCCUGAUUGCCUUUACCCUUAAGUGUGUUGUUUUUUAUGCUGAGGCAACAUGAAUGCCCGCAUGUUUACUUCACACUGAUUUGUUGAUAGCAAGUCCCAUGGGUUUUCCUGCCUCCCUUCUGUACUCUGCCUACAGAUUCUACUUUUAACAGGUGUGUCGCUUCAUGCUCUUGUAACAUAAAAGUGGAGCGCUGUGAUUUAGUAACUUGCAUUGUCAUUUUAAAGCAAAUGGCUUCAAAAAUUAAAAUAUUACUGCAAAAUUCCUGUCCACGAGCCUAGUAGCAAUGUUAAGCAUCAACGUAUCUUCAUUUUAAAGAGCACUUGCUUCAGUAACUACUCUGUGAUGAGGUCAAGCCUAGAAUGUUUGAUUUUCAUAACUGCUGGGAUUGUAUGGUUGCUACUUCUUGUAAUGGAUUCUGAGAUUCAUCAGGAAAGAUGAUUCAUCUGAACAAAUCAGGUUCAUCUCUACUUUUGAUGUUAACCCACCCUGUUCUAAGAUUGUCUUGCUUCAUUCUCACUGUCCUCCCAUUACACUGUCACUUUAGUCUUAAUCAGAUAAUAGACCCAUCUCAUUUAGCCUAUAUUUGAGUGGCUCAGAGUCCCAGCAAGAAGUGCAGCUGCCUCACAGCUCCAGUUUCCAAUCCUGACCUUGGGUGCUGACUGUGUGUAGAGUUUGCACAUUCUCCCUAUGACUGCAUAUGUUUCACUCAGUUGCUCCAGUUUCCUCCCAUAUCCCAAAGUGUGCUGGUUAGUUACUUGGCUACUCUAAAUUACUCCUCAUUUAGGUGGACGGCAGGGGUCUCAGAGGGUAGUUCAUGGGUAUAUGAGAGAGAAUAGAGCACAAAGAAAUAAAUAGGGCAAUGGGAUAGUUAGGAAUGUUCUGAGAGCUGACAGAUUCAAUGGGUUGAAUGGCCUCCUUCUCUGUCAUAACAAAAUACAAAUAACAUACUGCCCUUGGAUGACAUGGGCAUCACACCAAGUAGUCAUGUUCCUCUUCUCCUAAUUGAUUGGAGCUCUUAUUUCAGACCAUUCCCUCCCCCACAGUAAUCUGCAAAUUGACAGUACUCCUGACCUCAGUGUUAAAUCCUUCUCAUUCCAAAAUUAAAAUGUUUCACUGUUUGGUACCCACUGGGUGACUCACACACACAGGCAGCGAGAUGACAUGAUUGACAGAUGAAUAGCCCCAAUGUUUAAUAAACAAUACAACUUCUGUGCAAUACUGCCUCAACUAUUGAAAGGAUGAAUUAUGCAAUGUUUUCAGUGCCUUCAGAUGGUCUUUGCUGCAGUGAGAGUCUGUUUGUUACACUUAAAUACUUGGUACUAAUGUCUUCUAUCUUGCUGGCGAUGGCUCAGUGGGUCAGUGAUCCAGCUGGUGUGGUACUGAGCCACACAGGCCCAGAAGCUCCUAGAAUUAAUUGAUGCCUUGUACUGUUAGCUGAUUAGAGCUGGGGACAGCAGCUGUGGUGGUACCGUUGACCACAACUCCCUGGGUUUGGGUAGCUAAAAUCAGGUGAAGUUCCUAAAUCUAAUUGUCAUCCAAUGAUACCUGCACCAUAAUAUGUGCUUGUAAAAAUUCCAGGUGCAUGCUGCCUGUGGAAAUGUCCAUCACCACUGAAAGAGAGAUCUCAUAUCCAAAGGCUACAACUUUUAAAUAUUUCAGGCCAACUGUGAAUGAUAAUAAUUGUGUAAUUAUACAUAUUGCCAAUUUAAAAUGUAUUACAGACCAUUAUUCUCUUGGAAUUAAAAUUGUGGUCAGUAGGAAAGUGGACAUUUGCAUUUAUAUAGAACCUUCUAGCUCCUCAAGAAAUGUGUCUAUUGUGCCUGCAGACAUAGCAGUCAGGAUGCACACAAAGUCCCACAGACUGCAGUGAGAAAAAUGACCAAGUAAUACACUUCUGCUCAUCUUGGUUGAAAUGAACGUUAGUCAAGGCACCUCUUAAUAUGUUCAUUUUCUCCAGAGGAGAGACAUCGAUGUAACACUAUUCAUAAGUCAGCUCUGAAUCCCUCUCAGAACCCACUGGUGUGGCAGGCUAGGUUACAUAUCCACCUCCAGGGUGGGGCUUUGACCACAACUUGCAAAUUCAGAGAGACAAUCAUGUUACUAGUGAGCUGAGGCUAAUGUUAAUUAAUGUACAGUCAUGGAAGCCAUUUCUUUAGUGCUCCAUAAGUUGAAAGCAUAACAGCUGAUGAGCUGCAAGGGCCUCCAUGGUCUUAUUGAAUUCAGCACAAUAUCAAAACAUUUCCAAUCCUGCUUGAAUAAAAUCACACAGACAAGUAAAAUACGAAACCAGUGUUGUACAACCAAGUAAAGUAAUAAAUGGAUAGACAGGCAGGCAACUUGAGCAUAGCUUUGGACAUGCUGGAAGAUGAGAAAGAACAGCAUACAGAAAAAAAGAAACAACGAAGGAAAGAAAGACCAAUGUGACAAGGCAGGGAUCUAAAGCAAAAGCAAUCCAAGGGUUCAAUGACAAAAUAAAGAUUAAGAAUGCAACACCAAAUCAACAGAAAGGCUGGGCACAAAAUUAUGCAGGUAGAAAUCCAACAACAUUAUGCAGUAAGGAAUAUGUAAUACAACAUCUGUCUACCAAACAUACAAGUACAAAAUUCUGCAAGUAGUGAGGCUGAAUAAUGUAGCCAGCCAGAGAGCACUAAUGCAAAACUAAGCAAGUAGACAGUCCUUCCACUUCAAAUAGAGCCGCACAGAUGGCUGAGCACCCCGAGAAACCAAUAUUGAUCUGAAUUACACUGGACUGUCAGUCAUAUACCAGCUGGGGAUUAAUUCAAACAAUAUCAUGCACAAGGGCAGAACAGCAACGCAGGUGUAAGUAUUGUUUCUGGGGAGACACCAGGUAUCAGUCCCUUCAUGAUAACUAUUGUUGGGUGGAGCAACAGAUAGUGCCAUCAUUAGCGCUAUCAAACAAUUUAUUUGUGAGAGACGUAUAUUAGUCUUUAAUUUUACACAGAUUUCCCUGGUAUGUUUCAGGGUGUAUAUUCGAAUUAUUAGAACUGUGUUGAAAGAAAUGAAAAGAUCUGUUGAAAACAUUAAAAGAUUUAAUUCUAGAUAUGUUACAAAGAUUCCCCUUCUGUGUUUACUGACUCCCUGCUCCCUGUUUUGUAGAAAUUCUUCUAUACUGAGUACAGACUUCCUCUGCGUUUAGUCUGCAGUUUAAUGUAGUCAUAGAUACCCCAUGCAUUAGACGCUGGAGCUCGUCUGGUUCUGUGCGUGGUUCAGUGGAAUGGAUAGACCAGCAUUAGGAAGGAUAUGGGGCAGGGGAAAGGAGGCGGCAUUGAAAUGGCAGUUUUGCGAGGUGCGAAUGCAGUGAGGGGAAAGCCAGCUCUGCUUAAGAGGCCCAGUUCGUUCAACACUAGCUAUAAAUCCUUUUUCAUUCACCAAGUGGUUCAUUGAAGGCACAGACGUCCCAAUGGCCAAGAGAGCAACAAUCUGAGUCUAGAUGGGGCUGAGUGGGUGUGGGAAUGUGAGUGGAAGCAUAACAUUUAUAAAAAUUUCCAACGCUGAAAUUCUCUCCUGGUUGGAACAAAUACAUCUGGCAAGAAGUAUAUGAUGUGCUUCUGCAUACUCUUACUGCAGUUUUGAGUUGUGAUUCAGGAUACAGAGAUUUAACACAGCUUCACUAUAAUUCACGGUUGUAAUUGACUAUACGUAAACAUUAAGCGGCAUACAUGCAAACAAUAAACAAUUUAAUUAGGUUGAAUAUAGAGUAUAGACCAUAAACUUAAGUAGUGUGUUUGACCAAAACCAACCACAUCAUGAACAGGUUGUGAGAUAUAACCAGAGGCUAUAUUGGCUCUUAACCAAGUAGGUUUCUGUGAUUAGUGGAAAGGUGCUGAAUGUCUGCUGAGCUGAGUUUUUUUCUCCCGAGUUUUGGUAAUAGUUGUACACAAACAUUGAACAUAUUGUAUUGCUUAAUUCUGACUUACAAAAUUUGUACAAAAGUGAUCAAUAAUAGAAGAAUGACAACAUUGGAAAAAUGUAUUUCUCUUUUUGCAUUAUCACACGUUGUAUUUGGAUUUUCAGAGAGCAUUAGAUAACAUACUACACAAGCGAUUGUUAAACAAAAUUAGAGCAAAUGUAAUCGGUGAUAGGUAUAGAUUAAGGAUUAGUUAACAAACAGAAAACAAUGAGUAGAAAUAAAUGUGUCAUUUUCAUGUUGGGAGGUUGUGAUUAGUGGGGUGCUGCAAGGAUUGGUACUGGGACCCCAGAUUUUCAUGAUCUAAAUUAGUGAUUUGGGUGAGGGAACCAAGUGUAAUAUAUCUAAGUUCGUUGAUGACCCAAAGCUAGGUGGUAGAAUAGAUUGUGAGGAGAAUGCAGAGAGCCUUAGUGGUGAUAUAGACAUUAAAUUAUAGGGCAGGGACGUGGAAAAUGCAAUUUAAUGUGGAAAAAUGUGAGAACACCUGCUUUGGUAGGAAAAAAUAGAAAGGUGAGAGAUUGAAAGUUAUUGCUGUUCAGAAGGACAUGGUUUCCAUGUACAUGGAUCAUGAAAGAUGGAGUGGAAGUUCAGCAAGCAAUAGGCAGGCAAACUACAGUUUGGCCUUUACUGCAAGGAGAUUUGGUUAUAAGAGUAGGGCAUCUUGCUUUAAUUAUUCUGGGCCCUGCUGAGACAGCAUCUGGAAUAUUGUGUACUGCUCUGGUCUCCCUCUGUAAGGAAGGAAAUACUUGUGAGAGGGAAUGCAAUGAUGAUUCAUCAGUCUGACUCCUGGGGUGGUGGGUUUGUCAUAAGAGGAGAGAUUAAACAGAUUGGGCCCGUAAAACAAGAGAGGUCAACCUCAUUGAAAGUUACAGAAUUCUUCCAGAGUGUGACUGGGUAGAUGCAGAGUUGAUGUUUUUCCUGGCUGCGAUGUCUAAGAACAAGAGGUCACAGUCACAACAUAAGGGGUUGGCAAUUCAGGAGAGGGAUAAGAAGAUAUUUCUUCAGCCAAAGGCUAAUGAAUCUUUGGGGUUUUCAGCCAAGGGGGCAGUGCAGGCUCAGUUACUCAAUGUGUUCAACCUCCUGCUCAAUAGAUGUUUACUUUUUAACCAAAUCGAGGGAUAUGAGCUGAGUAGAAGAAAGUGGUGCCAAGGUAAAAGUCGGCCUUUAUUUUAUUGAGGGGACAAAUAGCCUACUCCUGCUUCUGUUUCUUAUGUUCUUAACGAUGUACAAGGAUGUUGGGUAUCACUUGGAAGUCAGCACUGAUGGAUCAUUCACAUUUGCAGUGGGAGCCCUCUUCCGGAACUUACAACAUUCAUGAAACUCCUGCUCCUGGCCUGCUUUCCUAACUGUGGUCCACACUGAAUGUGGUCCACAUUCAUAUUUUGGUGAUUCAGCUUGCAUUGCGGGGGAAUUGACUUUAGCUGUGCACAAUCUAUGUGCACUGUACAUAGGUGCAUUAAAGUUGAUGAUCCAUAUUUGCUUUAUAUGCAAUCAGUACUAUUACAUGAUGAUUGUUUUGCAAACAUCCUUAUGCAUAAAUUCAACUACUGCACCACAGUAUUUAAUUUCUAAACCACUGUGUUCCAUAUCAUUCACUCAGAGUAAACAGAGGG
Molecule: messenger RNA, 6571 nt
Organism: Pristis pectinata (smalltooth sawfish)
Lineage: Eukaryota; Metazoa; Chordata; Chondrichthyes; Rhinopristiformes; Pristidae
Product: tetraspanin-32-like
Exons: 9
Coding region: 1-942 (313 amino acids)
Cellular component (GO): membrane
Source: RefSeq, a predicted model, not a curated record